This is a messenger RNA of Fusarium poae, 1161 nucleotides long. RefSeq lists its product as uncharacterized. The record is from RefSeq and is a predicted model, not a curated record. Gene Ontology annotation, cellular component: fungal-type cell wall. Gene Ontology annotation, molecular function: glycosyltransferase activity; hydrolase activity, hydrolyzing O-glycosyl compounds. The transcript is spliced from 4 exons. Gene Ontology annotation, biological process: fungal-type cell wall organization; carbohydrate metabolic process. NCBI's taxonomy places the organism in Eukaryota, Fungi, Ascomycota, Sordariomycetes, Hypocreales, Nectriaceae. The coding region runs from base 1 to 1161 and encodes 386 amino acids.
AUGGUCUCUAUGUGGUCAAGAAUUAUGCUGGCUGCCAGUCUUGCAGCUUCAGUUACUGCGCAAACGUAUUCGAGCUGCAAUCCCAUGAAGCAGUCAUGUGAUGCUAACCCCGGUCUUGCUUCUUCGUCUUACUCGGUAGACUUUACCAAGGGUAGCGACGACGACAAUUGGGAAGGAACAGGUCACGGAGACGUCAAAUAUACCUCGGAGGGUGCUGAGUUUACGAUCAACAAACAGGGCCAGUCACCUACUAUCCAAACAAGCUGGUAUAUGUUUUUUGGUCGUGUCGAGAUUCACAUGAAAGCUGCUCCUGGACAAGGCAUUGUUUCGUCCAUCGUCUUGCUGUCAGAUAUCCUUGAUGAGGUUGACUGGGAGUUUCUGGGAGGUAGAGAUGCCGAAGCCCAAACGAAUUUUUAUAGCAAAGGUAGCACCGACAACACCCAAAGUCUUACAUUCCCGGUCGACAACACUCAGUCAGAGUUCCAUAACUAUACUGUACAUUGGACCCCAGUGUCAUGUGAGUGGUACAUCAACGGUGUCGCUGUCCGAACCCUCAAGUAUGCCGAAUCUCAAGGAGAGAACUAUCCCCAAACACCUAUGCGUGUGAAGCUCGGAAUCUGGGCUGCAGGAGACGUUGAUGAGAACCAAGAAGGAACGGUUGAAUGGGGAGGAGGACCCACCGACUUUUCAAAGGUCCCCUUCACUAUGACUGUGCAGAAGGUCAAGAUUGAGAACCUGAACCCUGCUGAGAGUUACUCCUAUGGUGACCGAUCUGGAUCUUACAAGAGCAUCGACUUUGACAAGAAGGACAACGGCAGCGACGACAAGGACGACGAUGAGGAUGAAGACGAGACAGAGUCAACAACUGCUUCUGAAACUGCCUACAAGACAACAUCCGAGACUGCUGAGUCUGCCACCGAAACCAAUUCCGACUCCGACUCUGACGCCACAACCAUGUCUACCGCAAAGGCAAGUGAGACUGGAAGCAGCGACUUCAAGAACAACAAGGCUGCCGAGACAAGCGGUUCUGAAACCGAUGGAACUUCAACAGGAAGCAGUGCUUCUGCAACUGCUGAUAGUGAUGAGAACAGUGCUUCCGGAAACAUCCCCAAGAUGUGGUUGAGUGUCGGCGCUCUUUUCGCUGCUAUGCUUACAAUGUAA